Varroa destructor (honeybee mite) is the source of this 2709-nucleotide messenger RNA. RefSeq names its product pseudouridine synthase 7 (gene Pus7). Gene Ontology annotation, biological process: pseudouridine synthesis. The record is from RefSeq and is a predicted model, not a curated record. Lineage: Eukaryota; Metazoa; Arthropoda; Arachnida; Mesostigmata; Varroidae. Gene Ontology annotation, molecular function: RNA binding; pseudouridine synthase activity. Gene Ontology annotation, cellular component: nucleus.
UACCAUAACUCACUACUGACAUUGUGUAUUUCACCAAGUUUUACGUCUAGAAAAUCAGGUGUACGACAAUAUUAAACAAUAUUUGGUGGUAAAAUUGUAUAUAUUUAUGUAUAAGAAGCAUAGGUUGAGUCUCGUCUGUGAUAACUUUAUGGCACUGUAAGCACAGAGUGGAGUAUAAUACAUCAAAUAUCAAUUCAUAUAGCUCUCCCGUUUUCAAUGGACCUGAUGUGAAAAAACCCACGUGCGCUUUCUGACUGCAAACAACAUCGGCGGAUAAACAAGUAUUCGCUAGUACUUGGUUUCUGCUGUUCGGCAAUCUUCAUUGUGUUCACCAUCCUGAGCAAGCCUUAAAUAAAUGCUACUGCUUAAUUAGCGAAAUUUAUUAUUUCAUUGGUAACACAGACAAGCUUGUUCCUACAAUGUACUACUGACAAAAGCUCUUCAACUCACUCGUUAUAACCUGGGUAUAGGAAACGUCGAUGAUAAGUUCCACAGGAAAACGUUUGCAAUGACCCUAUCACUUAUUUAAGUGUUUUGACGUCACUAUAUAUGGCUUGUUAUUGAUGUCUUUUUCUAAAGAUACGUCAUGACAUCAGACAAACGUGUUCAUUCAUUGAAUGAGCUGGUGACCAAUGCAACGAAUGAUGAUGAGCCACCAACUAAAAGGUCUAGGUUCUUCAGGCCCUCAGAGAGAAGUAUGGGCAUUUCCGAAUACGUUAACAAAAACCGAAAGACUUCAUUUCGUGCUAAACUCAAGGCAAGGACGUUUGAUUUUAUAGUUAAAGAAAUCGAUCCGGUGGGAAAUGUCGUCCAACUUACAACCCUUGAAAAUCCUGUAAAGGAAGACGACACCGGCACGCAAGCGCUUGAACCUACUGUGAAGGAGGAGUUAAAUGCAAUGGUAGAGUCAGAAGAUAUACUGGCCACGGUUAGAGUCAAUGUGACAAAUCUGACUAAGGGACAGCGAACUCAGGUGCACGUAGCUAUCAGAAAUGGAUAUCCCUCACUACAAAGUGAAACUAAGGAUGAAGGUAAUGUAAAGUUCAUUGUUGUAACGAAGAAAAAAGCUCAUAGAGGCGAACGACAGAGAUAUUAUUGGCCUAAUGGAAGACCUAAUCACACUACGUUCGUAUUAUACAAGGAAAAUAUCGACACCAUGGAAGCGAUAAACAUCAUCUCAGGACUGACGCGAACAAAACCGUCUGCGUUCGCCUAUGCUGGCACGAAAGACAAGCGGGCCGUUACCUUGCAGCGGGUGUCUAUCUACAGAAUGAAGCCUGAGUAUUUGCUCGGUAUUAACAAGCGGUGUGAGAAGUUUAAAAUUGGAAAUGUGCACUUUGGAGAGAAGAUGAUUCAACUAGGCGAACUUAAAGGAAACAGAUUCGUCCUCACUCUGAGAGACGUAACCGGAGGAAGUGGCGAGGAAAUCACAGAAGCUCUCGAGGUUCUCCGCUGCAAAGGUUUUAUCAAUUACUUCGGUCUUCAGAGAUUUGGAACGACGAGUAUACCCACACAUGAUAUUGGUAAAAAAAUGUUGGCGAACGAUAUGGAAGCUGCUUGUGACCUUAUUUUACGGCCUCGGUCUGGUGGACGGCCUCGACCCGAUCUUGAUGCCGCCAGAGUUCACUGGAAGAAAACGCGUGAUGCGGCCGCUUCGCACGCGCUGCUCACGACUCGAGGAUCUCAAAAUUCUCCAGAAGGAUACCUUCUAGCGGCGAUCGCAAAGGACCCAGGGAACUAUUAUUCUGCCCUGUUCGCUCUACAGAAGAAUACCCGCCUCUUGUAUAUUCAUGCCUACCAAAGUUAUGUGUGGAAUAGCGUCGUAUCAAGGCGUGUUGCACGGUAUGGAAUCGAGCUACUCGAGGGAGAUCUGGUCCUCAGCGCGGAUGUGAAAGAUGAUGGAGACCAAGCACCUAUUCAGGUGAUAACAAAAGAAAAUAUGUCAUUAUUCAGCGUUUGGAAUGUCGUACUGCCUUUACCAGGCUACGCGAUGAAGUAUCCACGGAACGAGCAGAGCGAGUGGUACACUGAGAUUGUCAAAGCCGAUGGUUUUCAAGGUCUCGAUUGUUUUAACAGCAAAAAUCGCUCAUUUUCAAUGCGGGGCAGUUAUCGAAAAAUCUUCUGUUUGCCCGGUGACCUUCAGUAUGAGAUCAAAAAAUAUACCGACCCGAAUCAGCCGUUGGUGAAAACCGAUUGGGAUAUUAUGUUGGAGUCGGAUGAAAAGUUGCGAGCUGCCGAAGCAAAAAAGAUCCAGAUUAAGCACAUGCGUCGCGAGUUGGAAAACGCUGAAAAGACAGAGAACGGAGAGGCUAUUUUUGAGCCAAAAAGAAGAAAAUCCACAAACGAAGAGGUCAAGAACAACGGUGUAGAGACUGCCGAAGAAGGGACAACCUCAAAAGCUGCCGAAGCGUCAGAUGAAACGGCCAAUGAACGGACAGCAGUUGUAUUAGCAUUCUCGCUACCGCCAGCGGCGUACGCCACCAUGCUGUUGAGGGAGUUUUUGAGAAAUGAAAGCGAAGAGGACUCUUGUCGUGUUGACAGUUCAACUGGAAAAAACGCGUAUGAAGAUGAUGCCGAAGAAGAUGAUAAAAAUCAAGAAAAGACCGGUGAGGAAUGGAAGGACUGAAUACUGAGGGGAUGAUAAAUACGUUUCGAUUUGUACUAAUGUGGUUUAGAAUCCGAAUCGAGAGUUAUUUUGAAAAAAGCUGC